Messenger RNA from Prinia subflava (tawny-flanked prinia), 2025 nucleotides. It is a transcript of the gene SYCE3, whose product is annotated as synaptonemal complex central element protein 3. The transcript is spliced from 4 exons. NCBI's taxonomy places the organism in Eukaryota, Metazoa, Chordata, Aves, Passeriformes, Cisticolidae. Gene Ontology annotation, cellular component: central element. Gene Ontology annotation, biological process: reciprocal meiotic recombination; spermatogenesis; synaptonemal complex assembly. Bases 619 to 897 code for a protein of 92 amino acids. The record is from RefSeq and is a predicted model, not a curated record.
GGGCAGGGCUGGCGGAGCGGGGCAGGGCUGGCGGAGCGGGGCAGGGCUGGCGGAGGAGGCCGGGCCGUGCUGCGGGCGGGGCCGCGGGUAGGGAGGCUGCGACCGCCUCUGCUCGGCCCCGGGGCGGUGAAGGGAGGCGGGGUGCCCAGCCCGCCCGGCCCGGUCGUGGAGCCGGCGGCACUGGAAGCGAGGGGCAGGCGGGACACGGUGCCGGGACACGGUGCCGGGACACAGCCACAGCCCGGCGUUUCGGAAAGCCAACCGCGGGCAGGCCGCCGAACUCUCCCCAGCGCUUGUUUUCGUGAAACACGGAAUCAACCGAGCUCGCGAGCCGGGGCGCACGCGGGCGGGGGGCGGGCACGGCCGCCGGGCAGCGUUUGGCGUUUGGUGUUUGGUGUGCCGUUGCCGCCUGCUCUGUCUGUGAGGGCGAGCGGCGGCGGUGGCGGCCGGGCCCCGGCGCCCCGCGGGGACGCGGCCCCGGCGGCGGCCGAAGGGUGCCCAUGGUGUGGGACAGCACCGGGGCUGGCGCUCUCCAAGGGCUCCGGGACAAGGGAGGUCCCGGUUAACCUCAGUUUUACUCGUUCUAUGAAGUGACAUUUGGAACACCCAGCGUCUGAGAUGGCUGAAUCAGAAUCUCAGGAAGGAAACUAUUAUAACAGGGGAAACAAAGUGCAGAACUUCAAAGCAGACAUGGAGGAACUUCUGGAGGAAAUGGAAAAACUAACAGUGCAUGCAGCCUGGCUGGCCUACGACUGCACACCCAUCCAGACCAACCCAGACCUGCACAACGCCAUGCAGCGCUUGGAAGAUGUGUUCCUGAUGUGCAAAGAGCAGAUGCAGAAGAAAUGGCAAGAGGUGCUAAUGGAAUCUAGAGGUGAAGGGCAAAAAAAGGAGUAAACUGAAUUUGGUCAUGCUGGUAGAAUGACAUCCCUUGGAAAAAUCACUUUGGUCCUUUUUUCUCCCAGCUGUGGAGGUUUCAUAGGCACUGUGGGCAAUGGAUUUGCUUUCCUCUUGUUGAGAACUACUUAUUUGUGAAUGUCUGUGGAAGUAUUUUAAUGAGGUUACACAUAUAGCUUUGUACAGUUGAGGGUAAAAGGCAGCAGUGUGUGAUUUGCACAAUGUCCAUCAGUAAUCCCAGUAGUGUUUGCACACACAGUUGACACACCCUCUGUCCCUUUUCUCUGGAAGAUCAUCCUCACUCCAUGGUCAAUAGAACUGGAAUUCUUUGAGACCUGAACAAACUGGGGGCAUGGGCAGUAGGGGUGCUGUAGAGGACCAGCACAGUGGCACUGCACAAGCCCAUGCCUUUCAAAGAAAACUGAAGAACUGCUGCUUUUCCCAAAGGGAACACAGGUGAAAUUCUAGAUUUGGAGAUAGAUUGAGUUGGUUUUAUUUAGGAUUAUCACCUAGGUGUUCAAUUACAUAGUUUUAUUAUUUAGAUAGAUCAUCCAUAGUUGAUGAUUUUAGAUAGAUAGAUUUUAGAUAGAUAGACUUUAGAUAGCCUUUUAACCAUUUCUUUGAACUGGUUUCACCAGAAAGAUUGUUCCUUUCAAACCAUCUGAAGGUGGCAUGAAAUAAAUUUUUUUUACCAUUAUAGACUGCAGUGCGUGUGGUGGCAUUGCUGCAGAAACCAAACCAACCAUGGCAUAAAACGUGCUUCUCUCCCUAUGCUCUUACUGUGGUAUAUUAGAGAAGGAAAAAAAUUACUUUUUUAGUCAGGAUAAGAGCAGCACCUUGUGGCUUUUGUUAUACAUAAAUGAGUAAUUCAUCAGAGAUGGAAGUCAGUGCAAUAAGUUUUAAGGAUCUUCCUUUUUAUUAAAAUCAGUCUCUUAACUAGAAUAUAAGCACCAUGUAGCAAGUGAGAACACCUCCAUCUCCUCUGAAGAUGUAUGUAAUGAUUUAAAUCACAUCUAAAUGAUCCCUAAAAGUUUGCCAAUUUUUAGGCUGUGUAUUUCUUUGAGAUUGGUUAAUCUAAAUUCAGACAGAAUGUUUAUCCACUGAAGUAAAAAAAUGUAGGCAAUUUAA